AUCGCUGGGCUGGUUGUGGGUUGGUUGUUAGGCAGAGCAUACCAGGUUGAGUUGGUUUGUGUUUGUAUUAUGACUUUAAUGUGGAACAUUAGUCGUGAUGAACAGAGUUUCUGACUCUAUUAUGAUUAUGCUUGUAACAUAUGGAGAAUCGUGGAUGUUUCUUUCCCUUGGCGGAUAAAUCUAAAGGGACUACUUUGCCUACCUUGGACCUGAAAAAAUAGUAAUCAAAAGAUGGAAAAGGUGACACUUCUCUUGUCAUCAGUCACAGCUGUAACACUCUCAAACAGAGACUGAUAAGAAAAGAAAAGGAACCCUUUGGCAUACAGGCAAGAGGGUGAGAAAAUUUCCAAAGCGAAAAGACACACUUAGCCAAACAGAGGAAAUGGCAUUCUUGGACAAUCCGGCCAUUAUCCUGGCUCACAUCAGACAAUCUCAUGUGACCAGUGAUGAUACUGGAAUGUGUGAGAUGGUGCUAAUAGAUCAGGAUGUUGAUCUUGAGAAGUGCCAGCUUUCUCUGGUCCCUGGUAGCAGCUUUGGGUCAACUGGGUCAGGCCUCCUGAAUGAGGGGGGCAGUAGUGUGACAGACAGUCAUCCCUGUGACCUCUCUCAGUCUAUGGACAUCACCUCCAGCUGGGACUUUGGCAUUCGUCGGCGAUCCAACACAGCCCAAAGACUUGAAAGACUAAGAAAAGAGCGACAGAACCAAAUCAAAUGCAAAAACAUUCAGUGGAAAGAGAGGGCGUCUUCCCAAUCAGUGGAAGAUCUGGGGUCUCUGUUUGAAAAGCGCGACUUUAAAGACAGGCCACGGACAGCUGGUACAAAAUCCACUUUGUCACUGAGGCUUGAGCAGUGUCCUCAGCAGCUCAAUAAUCCCUUCAAUGAAUACUCUAAAUUUGAUGGCAAGGGCCACAUCGGUACCACAGCUACAAAAAAGAUAGACGUCUACCUAUCAAUGCAAAUGACUCAGGAGAAAGUACAUCCAAUGACAGUGGUGACCAUUGCCAAUGCCCGUGUCCAUGACCUCAUUGGACUUAUCUGUUGGCAAUACACAAGCGAGGGACGAGAACCCAAACUCAAUGAAAAUGUGAAUGCUUAUUGCCUUCACAUUGCUGAAGAUGAUGGCGAGGUAGACACUGACUUCCCUCCGCUAGACUCCAAUGAGCCAAUACACAAGUUUGGUUUCAGCACUCUGGCCUUGGUGGAGAAAUACUCCUCCCCUGGCAUCGCUGCCAGGCAGUCACUGUUUGUUAGAAUAAAUGCUGCUCAUGGUUUUUCUCUAAUUCCGGUGGACAAUUUGAAGGUGACUAUGAAGGAAAUUCUCCAGAAAGCUCUCAAGAAGAGGAAAGGUUCACAGAAAGGCUCAGGGCCCUUGUAUCGCCUCGAGAAGCAGACCGAGCCAAACGUAGCAGUAGACCUGGACUCCUCACUGGAGAGCCAGAGUACCCUGGAAUUUUGCCUGGUCAGAGAAAACAGCUCCAGAGGUGAAGAGAGUUCAGAGGAAGACCCUCCUAUUGACAUCACCACAGUCCAAGACAUGUUGAGCAGUCAUCACUACAAGUCCUUCAAGAUCAGCAUGAUCCACAAACUGCGUUUCACCACAGAUGUCCAGCUAGGGAUUUCAGGAGAAAAACUGGAGAUUGAUCCUGUCACCAAUCAGAAAGCCAGUACUAAGUUCUGGAUUCGGCAGAAACCCAUUUCCAUUGACUCGGACCACCUUUGUGCUUGCGACCUUGUGGAGGAAAGAAGCCCUAGUCAUGCAAUAUUUAAACUCACUUAUCUCAGCAAUCAUGACUACAAGCCUCUCUACUUUGAGUCUGAUGCUGCUACUGUCAAUGAAAUAGUGCUGAAGGUAAACUACAUCUUGGAGUCCCGGGCCAGCACCUCCCGUGCUGAUUACUUUGCCCAGAAACAACGAAAACUGAGCCGCCGGACCAGCUUCAGUUUCCAGAAGGAGAAGAAGACUGGGUAAUAGACGGGCUCCUCUGCCACCUGUCAGUACAUUCUCUGUAUACAGCCUUGUAUAUAGCCUUGUAUAUGGAGAGCAUCAACCUAAAUCUACAAUCCCUAUAAAGAAGACUGGCAGAAAUGUGACAACAGAUGAAAAUGAGAGGAAGAGAGCAAUGGUUAGAAAAUGGUCCUGCAGGAUAUACGUCUGCUUCAGCAGAGCAAGGUGGAGGUUCCUGAAACUUCACCAAUGUCAAGUCAUUCUUUUUCUAAAAUUGAAAAAAAGACUUGUUUUGGCUGUUGUGUUUUUGUCAGUUUUUUUUACUUUUUGUUCAUUCAUUGCCUCUGAAUCUAAGCUCUGUCCUCAAAGUUGGAUUUUGUAGAGCUUCAACAAGUUGGCAAUGUGCACGAAAAAAAUCAAAGCUACAGACUAUAUUAUUGCUUUUGCCCUCCUCGUCUAACAGAUUUAACAUAAUGUGAAAAUAAAGGUUUCACAUUUUUAAUGUAUUGUACAGAGAUAUUUUUUAUUUAGGAAAUGAAAAGGUCUCUCUGGACUUUGUUGUUGGGUAUGUCAGUCUAACAUCAAAGCAUUUUUUCAGGCAUAUAUUUAAAAAAAGUAUUUUAAUAGCAAAUAUUCUUCAUGCUUUAAGAAGAUCAAACACUUUUAGAAAUAAAAAAAUGUUAAUUUGAAAGUUUUAAA
Molecule: messenger RNA, 2644 nt
Organism: Oreochromis aureus
Lineage: Eukaryota; Metazoa; Chordata; Actinopteri; Cichliformes; Cichlidae
Gene: mapkap1
Product: MAPK associated protein 1
Exons: 12
Coding region: 383-1969 (528 amino acids)
Biological process (GO): TORC2 signaling
Cellular component (GO): cytoplasm; plasma membrane; TORC2 complex
Molecular function (GO): phosphatidylinositol-4,5-bisphosphate binding
Source: RefSeq, a predicted model, not a curated record